AUGGUCGAUGCGACGGAAGAGACAAUCUCGACUUGGGAGGAAGCGACCUCCGAUGUAGCGAGCGGGGCUGUAGCUGUGCUCAAAGGCUCCCUAUUGAUGGUAGGCGACUCUGUAAGGGUAGAGCUGGUGAUAGUGUUCGUUGAGACCGCGACCUCUGAGGAUGCGAGCGAGGUUGAGAGACCGCCAGGCGCAGAAACGGUAUCCUUGGCCGCUGUUGACUCUGAAGCGACGUCCAGUGAAGACAAGCUUUCCACUACGAUGGCCGAUGCGCUUGCGCUUGUUGCGAAGACACUUGUGUACAGGCUUUCUACCGACGGAAUCGUAGAUGAAGAAGAUGGGACAGGGUCGGCGAGCGAUGCGCUCGUGGCCUGGGACGAGGUAGUGGAAGACGACGCGGUGAGUGACGACGAGAUAGAAGAUGAACCCGCGUGUGUGCUCAUGGCUGGAGGCGCACUGGCCGGUGCAAUUGGAACCUUCGCUGGGGAGGACGAGGCGGACGGCACGGACGAGGAUGCAGGCUUGCAAUUGCCGAAGCCUGGCUGGCAGCCGCUACCGCAGUAUGCAUCGGUGCUCCCACUGUCGCGUAUUAGUAUACAGUAG
This is a messenger RNA of Alternaria metachromatica, 600 nucleotides long. RefSeq lists its product as uncharacterized. The record is from RefSeq and is a predicted model, not a curated record. Lineage: Eukaryota; Fungi; Ascomycota; Dothideomycetes; Pleosporales; Pleosporaceae. The transcript has a single exon. The coding region runs from base 1 to 600 and encodes 199 amino acids.